AUGUUUCGAUGCCGCGGGAAGAUCCCGGUCACGUGGGGGAGUUUCUUUUCUUUUUUGACGUCCGCUCUUUUUUUGAAAGACGACAAAAGGACACGAUUAAACACAGGCAGCAAAAAAGAUACUUGGAGAACGACAGUUCAGUUGACGGUCGACAGCAUACUACGGACGGGGAUGGGAGAGCGUGCGCUAGGCGUGAUGUACACGGGAGAGUGUCCAGGGCGCAGGUUGGGCCGCGGACCACGGACUGAGACGACGCCGGGCGCGGCAGGGCUCUUAGUGCAGCAGCUAGCUAGGCCUUGGACCCGCGAGCGUUGA
Molecule: messenger RNA, 315 nt
Organism: Trichophyton rubrum CBS 118892
Lineage: Eukaryota; Fungi; Ascomycota; Eurotiomycetes; Onygenales; Arthrodermataceae
Exons: 1
Coding region: 1-315 (104 amino acids)
Source: RefSeq, a predicted model, not a curated record